Molecule: messenger RNA, 3475 nt
Organism: Nothoprocta perdicaria
Lineage: Eukaryota; Metazoa; Chordata; Aves; Tinamiformes; Tinamidae
Gene: TRIM36
Product: tripartite motif containing 36
Exons: 10
Coding region: 19-2211 (730 amino acids)
Molecular function (GO): zinc ion binding; protein binding
Source: RefSeq, a predicted model, not a curated record
CGGCGGCUCCGUUGCGCCAUGUCCGCGGGGACCGACAUGGCCCAUUUCAGCUACAUCGUCAGCCUGCUAGAGCGAGCUAAGGUUACCAUAAAGAAUAUUGAGAGAGAACUCAUUUGCCCAGCAUGCAAGGAGUUAUUUACCCAUCCGCUCAUCCUUCCUUGUCAGCACAGUAUUUGUCACAAAUGUGUAAAAGAAAUUCUCUUCACACUCGAAGACUCUUUCACUGAUGCAGGCUCCGAGUCCUCUAACCAGAGCAGCCCUCGGAUUCGAAUGCAUUCCCCAAGCAUGGACAGAAUCGACAGGAUCAGCAGAUCAGGCAGAAAACGCAAUUCCCUGACUUCUAGAACAACUAUGUUUCCUUGUCCUGGCUGUCAACAUGAUAUUGAUCUGGGAGAACGUGGCAUCAGUGGCUUGUUUCGAAACCUUACUUUGGAAACCAUUGUGGAAAGAUACAGGCAGGCAGCCAGGGCAGCCACAGCCAUUAUGUGUGAUUUCUGCAAGCCUCCAGCCCAAGAGUCCACCAAGAGCUGCAUGGACUGCAGCGCAAGCUAUUGUAAUGAGUGUUUCAAGGUGUAUCAUCCCUGGGGGACUGUAAAAGCCCAGCACGAAUAUGUAGGACCAACCACCAACUUCAGACCCAAGAUUUUGAUGUGCCCGGAACAUGAAAUGGAGAGAGUAAACAUGUACUGUGAAAUCUGCAGAAGGCCCGUUUGUCAUCUUUGUAAACUGGGUGGAUCUCAUGCAAACCACAGAGUAACAACUAUGAGCACUGCCUACAAAACUCUUAAGGAGAAGCUUUCAAAAGAUAUAGAAUACCUCAUCAGUAAGGAGAGCCAGGUGAAAAGUCAAAUCUCACAGCUGGGUCUCCUGGUUAAGGAAACAGAGUGCAAUGGUGAGAGAGCUAAAGAGGAAGCAUCUCAAAAUUUUGACAAACUGUUUGAGGUUCUGCAAGAGAAGAGAUCAGUAGCUCUCAGGGCAAUUGAAGCAUCUAAGAAUUUAAGGCUGGAGAAACUACAAACCCAAAUAGAGGAGUAUCAAGGUCUCCUAGAAAAUAAUGGCCUUGUAGGAUACGCUCAAGAAGUGCUCAAAGAAACCGACCAGUCUUGUUUUGUCCAAACAGCAAGACAACUCCAUGUCAGGAUCCAAAAAGCUACUGAAUCUCUGAGAAGCUUCAGGCCAGCCGCUGAAACUUCUUUUCAAGACUUUGUGAUGGACAUAGCAAGGCAAGAAGAGAUCCUUGGUGACUUGUCAUUCUAUUCCAAUGGUCUAGAUGUGCCAGAAAUCAAUGAAGAAAAGAGCAAAAUAUACAACAGGGCUGUCAUCAGUUGGGAAAAUCCAGGAAAAGCAGAUUCAGCUGAUAUCUAUGUCCUUGAGUAUCGGAAGCUGAAUAAAGAUGAGGAGAGUGCGACGUGGCAAGAGGUUGAAGUUUGCAGGAAGAGCAAAGUAAUAUCUGAUUUAGAUACCAACAGUAGCUAUAUCUUUAGAGUCCGAGGAUACAAAGGGUCCAUCUGCAGUGCUUGGAGCAAAGAAGUUAUCUUUCAUACACCUCCAGCUCCAGUUUUUAGUUUUCUUUUUGAUAACAAAUGUGGGUACAACAACGAACAUCUCUUCCUGAAUCCAAGAAGAAGUUCUGUGGAAAGCAGGGCUGGAUUUCCCCUUCUGCUAGGAGCUGAACGUAUACAGGUUGGAUGUUACACAACCUUGGAUUACAUCAUUGGUGACACCGGGAUUGCCAAAGGGAAGCAUUUCUGGGCUUUUCGUGUGGAAGCCCACUCAUACCUGGUCAAAGUGGGAGUUGCUUCUAGCACCAAGAUACAGGAAUGGCUUCAUAGUCCCCGUGAUGUGACCAGUCCGAGAUAUGAACAAGACAGUGGUCAUGACAGUGGGAGUGAAGAUACCUGUUUCGAAUCAUCACAGCCUUUUACAAUGGUCACUUUAGGCAUGAGAAGCUUCUUUAUCCCGAAGGCGCCUGCUGCCCCCAAAGAUUCAGCAAGCAGAAUUCUUCCCAUGCCAUCGUGUAUAGGGGUCUGCCUUGACUAUGAGAAAGGCAAGGUUGGAUUCUAUGAUGCAGAUCAUAUGAAAUGCCUUUAUGAGCGCCAGGUGGACUGCUCUGGAGUAAUGUAUCCGGCUUUUGCUUUAAUGGGUGGCUCAGGAAUUCAUCUGGAGGAACCCAUCGUAGCAAACUGCUUGGAGUACCAAGAUGACAUAUAAUACAGUGAUCUCUUCCCACAGGUGUUCUGAGAUGGAAAAUGAGAGCAGAGGCGUACUGCCUUGGCAUUCAAUUACAUCAUUAUUAAUUAAUUACAUCAUAUUUAAGUGCUGCACACGAGCCUUUGGGUCAUGAUUUUUAAAGCGAACGGCCCAGCUGCUUCUACAAGUGGGGAAUGUUCUUCCUUCUGGUAACUCUCUUGCCUUUCUUGUGAUCUGUGCGAUGCUCUUCUCCACAGACUGUCCUUCAAGGGGGAGGGAAGAAAUUUGCCUAGCAACCAAAAUUGUUCCUCGGGGUAGAAAUCUGCCUUUUAAGUAAUUCAAAUCCUUACACAGUUGGUCUUGCAUUAACAGAGUUGAGCCUGUUGGUGUGUGAUUGCCAUUAUCCUUUAAGAAAUCUGUCUGAAUGCAUUUGAGUGGUCAGAUGCUUUCUGACUAACCUGUUAGCUGGGCAUUUCAGUGCUAAAUAACACUUGGACAAAUACAGUGAGAAAUCAAAACUGCAGCUGAACCUUUAGGUUGUAUUUGGAAGGAGAACGGCAAACGAAAAACUGAUCCUAUUUCAUGUAUCUUUAAUGUGGCUAUAAUAUAAAACUCCAACGUGUGGUGUAUAGUUGGUGGCUUAUAAUGAUAAGUUUCUUUGCUCUUCAGGUUUUUAGUAUAGGCUGCAUAAUAUAAAGAAAGUGCAAUUUGACCUUAAACAUCAGACUUCUAUGUGGGAAGUCUGAAUUAUUUGCAUGUAUGAGUAACAGUACCUAGUAUGUGGGCAAAAGCAAACAAGUUAUUGACACAAGUAAUGAAAUGCGAACUUUUAAAUUCAGGUAUUUCUGUUAAAACAUGUUUUAUAAGUUAACUUUGUAUUCAGUGAAGGCUUGUUUUUAGUAAGGAUGUUAAAAAAGAAAAAAAAAAAGCACUGAUUAAGUUUUGAGACCCAAAUUUUGCCUUAAAGGUUGUCUCUGUGCAAAUUUCUGUUCCUCUCAUGUUAAUAGCUGUACUGGGUAGUAGUGUUUGCAUCUGUCUGAAAUCUGUGUAAAAAUCCAUUCAAGUACUUGCAUUGUGAAAAAAAAAAGGGGAUCUAAAGUGAAGGAUGUUUCUAAUAUAUCUUGGUGCUUUCUGAUUUUGGGGCAUAGUCGCCCAUCUUGAUGAAUGUGUGUGGAGUAUGCUUAUUAAGUUGCUAAUGAAGUACAUGUGAUAGAGUUGUAGAACUGGGAGCUGGGCAUCAGAGCGCACUUGAACGAAUGUCGGUGGCGGUGCAAGAGCUUCGCUG